UUUCGAGUCUACAAAUAUGAAAUCAACCGAAGCAGAAAAUAAGGUAGCUGAAAGUGAUCCAAAAAUCGCGGAAGCUACUAUGGAAAAAUUGACAAGUAAUAAUGAGAAAUCUACGGAGGAAGCAGUAAUUACUGGUGACGAAGCGGUGGAAGUUGAAUCGAAAAAGAAUUUAUUGCAAAAGGCAAAUUCCGAACCAGGACCUCGGGAACUGUCGAAAAUGAAUAACAGAAAAAGUGACAAGAUAUCGAUAAGCCUUCCUGAAACGAAACAAUUGAUCUCUCCGCCGAGGCUGGUGGCAGAAAUGAUAGAUCGUUUGCAAGAAAUCGAAGGGAAUAAACAGGAUACGCCUACGGCUAUGCCAGCUGCGAGUGAAAUUAUUCCGAAGGCAUCGAUUUUAAAUUCUACUAAGUCAGAAUCUGAUGGAAAAGUGAAAAAUGUUACGAUUGAACCGAAUUCGACGCGAGGCGUAGCUUUUGAUAGGAGUGCUGAUCAGAAUCGUAAAUCGAAUAUCAAAAGCGAAGACAGUGCAUUGGAAUCGAGUAAUCUUACUAUGGAUAGUAGUAAGAUAUUGUCUUCUACAAAAGUAUCCAGGGACAGUUCUGCUUCGUAUGGGUACUCUGAUAACCAGUUAUUAAAACCACAUAAUGAUAAACCGAAGUUAAAUAAAGUGGAACAAUCCUCAGAUUCUAUAAUAAUACCUAAUCCUCAAAUGGGAACACAAACGACCGACGCAGAGAUAGCAUCAUCAUCCAGCAGAUACAAAAGGACUUACGUUUUCCCAAAGAAGAACAAAGUAGAACCAGCCGAAGUGACAUAUACUGAUAUCGAUGUUCAAACGGGUUACGAAGCUCAAUCUGAGGUUAGCCCAUGUAGAAAGCAGAAAUGAAUUUUCGAUGUAAAGAAACAUCCCCAAAGGAAACAUUAAUUUCUCUACGGUUCUAUGCAAUUUUUUAAACAAUGAAAGAACCGUUUCAAUAAUUAGUAUACUUGUUAAUGGCCUAUUUAACGAAUAAUACUCAAUAAAAUAUUUUAUAGAAAUCGUUUACAGAAAACAGCCGAACGUUACAACAGAAAAGUUUGGGUGUCUGUUCUGCCUGUAAGAGAGUCCAGGUAAAUAUUAAUAACUUACAAUUUAUAAGAUUUAAACAAUUUAUAUUUUACGAUUUUCUUCUUAUUUUUAUAGCUACCUACCACGACAGGUUCUUUUAAUUAUUAUAGUGUUUAUAAGGACAAACGUGGACGAUAUUAUUGUGAAUUCUGUGCUAAUCCGAACUCGAUUAAAGUAUUGUACAAAGAUGGUAAUGAGCCGAAACGUUUAAAAUGUGCCGGCUGUGGAAACAUUAUACGCUCGAAACACAGUUAUAAUCUGCGAGAUGAACUUGUAAGACCAACAUUCAUUUUAAGACACUUAAUUUUGUUACUGAUAAUAAACUUUACUUUUGCAGAGUUCUCGAAAUAAGCAUGAUAAUUGCCCAAAAUGUGGGCAAUCCCAAGUACAAGUAUCUCCAGUGUCAUAUUAAAUUGAAAUAAUAGUAUCUUGCUAUAGAUACACUUAAUAUAGAUGAUGUCUGUAUAUUAAAAAAAAAAAUUA
Osmia bicornis bicornis is the source of this 1591-nucleotide messenger RNA. RefSeq lists its product as uncharacterized. Bases 17 to 886 code for a protein of 289 amino acids. The transcript is spliced from 4 exons. NCBI's taxonomy places the organism in Eukaryota, Metazoa, Arthropoda, Insecta, Hymenoptera, Megachilidae. The record is from RefSeq and is a predicted model, not a curated record.